Messenger RNA from Klebsormidium nitens, 551 nucleotides. The record is from the annotation of a GenBank genome assembly. Lineage: Eukaryota; Viridiplantae; Streptophyta; Klebsormidiophyceae; Klebsormidiales; Klebsormidiaceae.
AUGGAGGAGGCUUCGCCCGACACAGCGGAUCCGCUAACGCUAGCGCAAGUCCUGGAGGGCUUUGUUAGCCUCGGAGUGAUACAACCCGUAGCCCCGUAUUCAAACGGACAAGCGGAGAUGGCUUUGAAUCAGGGCUCUACUGAUCUUCCGCGCGCAUUCGCGCCGUCGGUGACCAUCAGGAAGACUCUGACGAUGACGUCCCAGAACUGGAAGCCUGCUCGGAAGGGGAGGAUGAAGACUCAGGGGAAUCUGACAACGAUGACGGCCCCCCGAGGCCGACGCUGCCGGAACGACGACGAAGAACCGGUCUGCGACUGCGAGUUGAUGCCCUUGAGAGACCGGGGACAGCAGCUUUCACGCAGCUACUCUACGUGGAUGACACAGUCGCCUGGCUGGAGCAAUUCGAGGAGACACCGGACGAGGCGGCGCCGGCGGAUGCGGAACCACUCUGCUCUCCGCCACGCGCUUUUUGGGAUGAACCCCCGGACGAACCCGACCGGGGGAUUGUUCUCUCUUCUCCGCAGGAAGCCCGGUACUUCUUCACAGAGAUG